AUUUCGUGUUUUCCUAACCUCAACCCUCAGAGUCCGGAGUCCCCCCAACCGACCACCGAAGACCAGCAGCCGAAGAAACUCCGUGAUAAUCACGAAAAACUUCCAAAAAUGAAGCAACAACGAUAGUUAAACCCGGCAACAGUAUCUGACAUCUUUCAAGCAGUGAACGUAACGAUAAUUCAAAGUACAAAAGUCCCAAAUAAGUGAGAAAACGUGUGACAAUCGUCGUAAUCGUUGGUUUCACAAUUCUCAUCAACAAAUUUCAUCACCGAAGAUUUUGGAAAAAGCUCCGGAUAAAUUGACACACCUCUCUGCUGAGAAGUAUUCAAUCUCCAUUCGUAAGAAGAUUCACCAUAAUUCAGUUGAAUCAUUGACUCAACGAUGAAUAUAAAAGUUCCAUCAAUUAUUCCUUAAUCACCUGAAUGAAUUGUUAAAAUAAAUGUCCCAGAAUGAGUGAUGUGAGUAAAAAGGUAGGUGAAACUUCCAGUGGAGAGGUUGUUAAUGGAUUUCGGAGCUGUAGGGAUUUGAGUGAUAUUGUACCACUGUACACAGCUAAGGGGCUUUACUUGAAACCAAUAGCCAAAAUAAAUGUGUCUGUUAAUCUUCCCCAAUUAAAAACCCCAGGAAAAACAAUAUCAACAUGGGAGGUUAUGGAGAAAAUACGUCUGCUGAUACGUCCCGACGAGUUUGCCUCCCUCAAAGUCACCAAGAGUACUCUGGAGUUUGUGAGACUGGAGGGAGAGUUGACAGACAGAAGCAGAUUGCAGAGGGCAUUGGCGAGGCUAGAGGGGCAACGAAUGAACCUGGCUGGAUUCUCCAAUGUACUGAAAAUACGUGCCGUAGAGGCCAAGGAUGACUUUCCAACAAAACACAGUUGGGAUUCUUAUUUUCGUGAUGCCAAACAUAUGAAUGAACUCAAGCCUGGAGAGAGACCUGACACUGUCCAUAUCAGUGGGCUUCCUGUCAAGUGGUUCAGUGAGGAUGGGGGAAAGACUCCUAGUGAGCCAAUGCUCAUGAGAAUGUUCAAGAAGUGGGGAACACUCAGGAGGAUUGAUGUGCCUGCUGCUGACUCGUACAGAUCGAGACUGCGACUUGGGAAUAAUAUCCAGAAGUGCAGCUUUGGGGAUGGCAUUUUCUUUGAUGUUUAUGUGCAGUUUAUUGAGUAUAUGGAUUUUGUCAAGCUUAUGGACUCACUGAGGGGGAUGAAGAUCAUGAAGAAGGAGGGACAGAGUUGUCUCACUGCUCAAAUCAAGGUUGAUUUCGACAAGACGAAACACAUGAGCGAUUCCUCGGUGGCUCACAGGGAAUUCGAGAGGAAGCGACUGAUUGCACAAGACAGUUUAGCAGCUGAGAAAUUGAGGCGGAAGGAGGAGGCUGAGGUGCAGAAAAGAGAAGAGCAAAAGAAAAAAGAGGCCGCCGACAAAGAUGCUAAAGAAUCAAGAAGGAGAAAACGAGAGGAGAAACGAAAACGUAAAGCUUUGACUAUGUUUAGAAAACAGGAGGAGGAUAAAGUGUCCAUGAAGAUAGCUCGGGAAGAGAGAAAACUGAUAAAAGCACAGAGACAACUUGAGAGCAUUCGUUUGCUUGAUGAACUAUUCGAUAGGAUUAAGACUAAAGUCGAGAAGAAAGAGAUUGUAAUUGGAGGAAUGAGUCAGGAGGAUCAAAAAUCUGGUCAGAAGGCGGAUAAGGUCGAGGAGGCAUCCAACAAGUCGGCAGAUAGGGAUGAUAAAAAGGCGGAUAAGAGGAAUAAAAAGUUGAAGAAGAAGAAAUCGAAGAAGGAGAAAAAACGAAAGAAAAAGAAUAAAAAAGACUCUGCAAGUUCAAGCGACGAUUCAGACGUGGAGCCUGAUAAGAAGAAAUUGCGUAGUGCCUUGGGUACCAAUAACACAAAUUCCAUGGAAGUAGAUCCUGAGCUUGGUAUACCACAGAUGUACCCCCGUUUUCCACAGCCAUGGUUUUACGAUGCAGCAGCCAUGCUCUAUCCAGCAAUGAGUCGUGGUGGGGGUGGUGGGAUGAAUCGAUAUCAACGCGGUAGGGGCAAGAGUUUUCCUCGUCGUGGUGGCAGAUACCCUCGAUCGAUGCGUGCAUUCAACCCCCACAUGUACAACGAACAGUACUACAAGUACUUUGCCAAUCUAGCUGGGAUAGAUUACUACGAGAGUGAUUACAACUCAAAAUCACGUUCACGUAGUCGUGGCCGUAGUAGAUCGAGAAGUAGAUCUAGAUCGAGAAGAAGGACAAGGAGCAGGAGUUAUUCUCGAUCGAGAUCAAAAUCACGUGAGCACAGACGACGUAGGAGGUCAUCAUCACGCUCGAGGUCUCGCUCAAGAUCGAGAUUGAGACGCUCCAGGUCUAGGAGAAAAUCGAGAUCAUUGUCACGAUCACCCUCGAGGGACAGCAAGCAGAGGCAGAGUCGAAGGAACCGGAGUAGAUCAAAAGUUAAGGUGACGCGUGCUAAAUCAAGAUCGACUACACCCAGGAAGAGGUCCAGGAGUAAGUCAUGGUCGAUGCCAAAGUCACCGAGGCAACGCAGUUGUUCAUGGUCGAAGAAUGUUGAUGAAGCUGUCAAGGGCGCUGAGGAGGGCAAAGCUACGGGUGAAUCUAAGACUGCUGACACUAGUAAAGACGUUUGACAUUCCCCUUAUCAGAGACCGAAUCAUUAUUUUCGAAGGCUUACGAUACUUCCAGGAGCACUUGGAGCAAUAGUCUUCUUUUCUACAUCACUCAUUUGUUUUCUGCAGUAUAAUUUUCAUUUUGUAAUUGUAAUCGUAUUGAUAGUUUGAAAUAUAAUUUCCUUUG
This is a messenger RNA of Diachasma alloeum, 2799 nucleotides long. It is a transcript of the gene Xe7, whose product is annotated as A-kinase anchor protein 17A. The transcript is spliced from 6 exons. NCBI's taxonomy places the organism in Eukaryota, Metazoa, Arthropoda, Insecta, Hymenoptera, Braconidae. Bases 450 to 2633 code for a protein of 727 amino acids. The record is from RefSeq and is a predicted model, not a curated record.